Molecule: messenger RNA, 605 nt
Organism: Eruca vesicaria subsp. sativa (arugula)
Lineage: Eukaryota; Viridiplantae; Streptophyta; Magnoliopsida; Brassicales; Brassicaceae
Source: the annotation of a GenBank genome assembly
GGAUCAUGAAAAAUUCUGGCCUAGAUCUUUGCCUAUCUCCAGUAACCUCGUCGCUUCGGUCUUGUUGUCAAGAUUCGACGGUUACUAAAUCUUUAGCCACAAAAACUAAGAAGAUCAAUGCAUUCUAUGAUGGGAAACUACAAGAGUACGAUCUCGUAGAGAUACAGAUAAGGGCAAUAAUAGAGAUGGCAAGCAAGGAACGUGGACUAACGGAGGUUGAGUUAGCGCCGGUGAGUCUGGAAUCGCCCUUAGGGUUUUCAGUGAAGAGAUCUGUGAAGAGAUUCUUGGAGAAGAGAAAGAAAAGAAGCAAAUAUUACUUUGCACCUUACAGUUGUACUUACACCUCCACGUCUUCCUCCUCUUCGCAUAAUUUCUGAACCCAAGUCUUCUCUCGAGCUCGUAUUUUUCUCUUUUGUCAUUUUUUCAUAUAGUCCACAAGAUGAACUUGGAUUUUUUUUUAUGCUUGUUUCAAUAAAUAUAUUGCAGUUGUAUAAAUUUGGAUCACUUGUAUUAGUUUCUUUGUUUAUGACAUUUCAUGUAUGAAUUGAAGUCUCACAUUCUUUUCCUGUAACGAAUGAUGAGAUUGGUCGUUUAUUCGAAAAUUU